Ceratina calcarata is the source of this 3111-nucleotide messenger RNA. Its product is annotated as F-box only protein 21. NCBI's taxonomy places the organism in Eukaryota, Metazoa, Arthropoda, Insecta, Hymenoptera, Apidae. The record is from RefSeq and is a predicted model, not a curated record. The transcript has 9 exons. Gene Ontology annotation, molecular function: protein binding; DNA binding. The coding region runs from base 377 to 2245 and encodes 622 amino acids.
UAACAGUAUAAGAAGUGGUGUGGUCGGUCGGUCGGUGUGGUAUGAUGGUUUAUAUGUAUAAAGAUUGUGAGCUUAUGAAUGUGAGUCAACAGUGGCAGUGUGAUUGUGACUGUGGAGCCUAGGUUCUACGCGGUUCUGCUCGGCUCCAUAGAUUGCUUAUUAUUGUUAAAUACACGCCUCUUCCUGGAAGUGUCAAAUCGUACCUUGAACGACAGUUGUAGGAGUUUUCAACCCAUUUCAACCGCGGAAUUCACAGCACAUUGCGCAGUGACUAGACGGUUAUUUUAAUUGAUUUCACGAUCGUACGCUACAUGUAGAAGAUUGGAUCUGCUGUUUUUGCCUGACUGCUCGUUAUAUCGCAAAAUAUUUACAAAAAAUGGCCAGUGACGCAAUAAUCUUAUUACCCUGGGAGAUAAUCGUGCACAUCUUAGAAGAUACACAACUAGGCUUUACGGAUGUGAUUAACUUUGGCUCGACAUGCACCACCUUCAACAAAAUUAUUAACAGCAGCAACAACCUUUGGAGGGCCAAAUUCUUUCAAAAAUGGCCGCUUUUGGAGCAAAUAUAUCUCACAGAAGUAUAUCCAAUAUUACCAGUUAAAACUGUAAUAAACUGGAAAGACGAAGUAAAAAUUGGUUUGGAAACUAGAAGAAAAUUGUUAGAUCUCUUAUUUGCAAUGUCUAGUAAACAUUAUAUGGAACGAGAAUUAUGUUGGUCAGUAUUUAAAGAAUAUGAUCCUUUGUUCCGUCCUGAGCAAGGUGCCUAUCCAUUAGCUUACCACUUUUUAGUGGAUGAACUUAUCAAUUUUAUUCAAUCUCCUGCUAUUGCCAGCAAUUUAACACAUAGGUAUUAUGCUUUCCAAGUUAUUAGAUAUUUGAGACAAAGUCGUUUAAAAGAUGAAUGGUCGAAAUUUAUAUCUAUGUCACCAACGCAACAAACAUUGGAACGUGCUGCAACUUUUGUAGCACAAUGGAGUCAACCAGAAAGACAUAUAUCAUAUUCGACAAUAUCAUUAACAUUAGAUAGUAUUGCUAUGCUAACUAAAGAACUACUUAAGGAACAAAAUCCAACUCAUCCAAUAUUCUCAACACCGAAAGAGACAUUAGAUUCCUGGAAGAACAAUAUUGUCGAUGACAAUCAAUGGAGCAUCCCAGAAACAAGACAGAUAAUUGAUGCGUUGCGCGUAGUAUUAUUUGAGAAAUUAGGUUUUUGUGGGAACACUGAAAUGUAUUACUCAUCGGAGAAUUCCUUUAUAGAUCGCGUUCUAAUAUACAGACGUGGAAUUCCGAUAACUCUAGAAAUAGUAUUUGAAAGUGUUGCUCGAAGGCUCGGUAUACUCUGUGAGCCUGUUAGUUUUCCGUCACAUUUUCUAUUACGAUGGAAAGAGUCAUAUGGUCCAGAAUCUGCGAACGCAGAAAGUUUUUAUGUCGACGUUUUCAAUGGUGGUCGAUUUAUAACUAAGAAGAACUGUCCCAAAAUCGGCAGCGUUGCAAGAUGUCCAAUAGAGAAAUAUAACGUUUACGAAGCAGCGAAUGCUGUAGAAGUAGUAACGAAGAUGGCGAACAGCUUAGUAGUAGCUGCUAGACAACACACGUAUGCUAGAACUGUAAGAUUGCGUUCUGCCUUGGAAUUGUUGUGUAUGGUACAACCGAGGGACACGGACGCUCUUUCACAAUUGACUCGAUUAUAUACUUCCCAGCAAAUGGAUAUAACCGAAUUCUUAAAAGAUGUGCAGAAGAUGGGUCUUGUGAUGUAUGAUUUUCUGACGGUCGAAAAUUACAAGCAUACAAUACACCCGGAGUUUGUGCGACCAAAUAAAAGAUUUCCCAGUAUAAAGUACGCAGUAGGAUUGAUAAUGAAACACAAAAUACAUGGAUACUUGUGUGUGAUAACUGGAUGGAGCGCUUGCUGUGAAGAUAGCAGUCUAGAAAUGGAAAUGGUAUACGAAGGGGAUGAAGAUGAUUUGAACGAGCAUGAGGAACAACCAUUUUAUAAUAUAUUAGUGAACAAUGGAUCAUAUUAUUACGCAACUCAAGAUAAUUUAAUGUUGGCGGCAAACCCAGAAUGGAUAAAAAAUCACGCAAUCGGCAGAUUUUUCGAAAAAUACAAUGAUACUCAUUAUCUACCAAACGAAGAAACAAGGAGACGAUAUCCGGAAGACGAAGAAGUUCGCAACCAGCUAUUGCUUACACAGAUGCUAUCUGGUUAUAUGACGUGUAAGAAAUACAUGUCCAUGGGAACGUAAGAUAAUUUCCAUAUUAGAUAUCUUCUACAAUAUUAAAUAAAAUGAGGAUUAGUCGUAUUUUUAUAAAACAAUAAUUUUAUAUUGGUUAUGCAAUGUUCCAAUCGACUUCAACUACUGUUUGCAAAAUUUGUAUUACUUCUUAAGAUAUUUAUUGCAUAAACCAAAAAAGAAAAAGCUGAUUGAUUUACAUCAUAGUAUUAAACAUGUACGUGAAAAUGAAAGUGACGUAAGUCACCUUUCCCUUAUACUAGACUUGAUUUACUUUUAUAUCCCCGACAAUAGAAAUUAAAUAUUUCAUGCUGAGUAGAAGCAUCACAAGCCAAUCCGACUUUGAUUUUAAAUAUUUCGAAACGAGUAGAAAUUAAUUUAAUAUUUCCAUUCUCACGUACACAAAUAUACAACUAAAACUGUAUGUAUUAAAGUUUGUUUAGUGAAAUUUAUAGACGAUUUCGUGUAGAUUAUCUCUAUUAUGUAAAUAUCUUCACAUGUAUCAGUUUUUUAUUUAUUCGAAGUGACGAGUUAUGGUGUAUUAACGCGCUUAGUUAUAUUAUAUAAUGGUAAUUCGUAUUGUAAAGAAGUGAAUGAAAGUUUUUUAACUAUUUCAAAUUCAGUAUAAACGCGGUUGUGAUGAUACUGUACAAUAAUUAUUUUAAAAACAUGGAACACCUAACUCUUAAUCACGUUCUUGUGUAAUAUAAAUAUGUACGAUAGUUUUUAUCUGUGAUAAGAGUGAGACGUGUUUUCAUGUAUUGGCAACAUUUAUUCUAUUAUACGUAUAAGUGUAACGCGAAUUUUAUAAGCACCAAAACCUGGGCUGUAAUUCAGAGACUCGUGCUUUUCAAUAAAUAGAAUAUUUCAAUCAGUAA